CUGGCUAGCUCUUCCUGUUCUCAGCUUCCGUCCUCUCAGUUCCCACGGAGUAGCCCAACCUGCCAAAGCUGAGCCUCCGGGGCUCUUCCUGGCCUCAACUCAGCCCUCUGUCCCUCACCCCAAUGAGAGGGGAGCUAGGUGCCGGUCUCUAAGCUGAGAGUUGAGGGCAUUUAGCCAAUAAACAGACUGUGACCUCUGCACCUGCAAACACCUUCGCUCUCCAUGCUGAGCCAAGAUGGGGAAUGGAAAAGACGAAGAUUAUAAUUUUGUCUUCAAGGUGGUGCUGAUCGGCGAGUCAGGCGUGGGCAAGACCAAUCUGCUGUCCCGGUUCACCCGCAAUGAGUUCAGCCACGAUAGCCGCACCACCAUCGGGGUUGAGUUCUCCACCCGCACUGUAAUGCUGGGCACCGCUGCUGUCAAGGCACAGAUCUGGGACACAGCUGGCCUGGAGCGAUACAGAGCCAUCACCUCUGCGUACUACCGCGGAGCGGUAGGGGCCCUCCUGGUAUUCGACCUAACGAAGCACCAGACCUACGCCGUUGUGGAACGCUGGCUCAAGGAACUCUAUGACCACGCGGAAGCCACUAUUGUUGUCAUGCUUGUGGGGAACAAAAGUGACCUCAGCCAGGCCCGGGAGGUGCCCACUGAGGAGGCCUGCAUGUUCGCUGAAAACAAUGGUCUGCUGUUCCUGGAGACCUCAGCCCUGGACUCCACCAAUGUUGAGCUGGCCUUUGAGACUGUCCUCAAAGAGAUCUUUGCAAAGGUGUCCAAGCAGAGGCAGAACAGCACCCGGACCAAUGCCAUCACCCUGGGUAAUGCCCAAGCUGGACAAGAUUCUGGCCCUGGGGAGAAGAAGGCUUGCUGCAUUAACCUUUGACCUCAGCCAUGGUCAACCCCGUGUCCCUGCCUUCGGGUACCCCUCCACCCUGACUGCAGGGCUUCUCCCCACCCUUGAGUCCUGUUCACAAGCACUCAGGGUCAUCAUGCCCUACCACAUGUCUCUAUCAUCUGUCCACACCCCUCACAGGCUAGGGCCCUCCAAUAAAGCUGUUUUGUAUCAUGCCUGGC
Peromyscus eremicus (cactus mouse) is the source of this 1068-nucleotide messenger RNA. RefSeq names its product RAB25, member RAS oncogene family (gene Rab25). Gene Ontology annotation, molecular function: GTP binding; GTPase activity. Lineage: Eukaryota; Metazoa; Chordata; Mammalia; Rodentia; Cricetidae. The record is from RefSeq and is a predicted model, not a curated record. Bases 236 to 877 code for a protein of 213 amino acids. Gene Ontology annotation, biological process: exocytosis. The transcript is spliced from 5 exons. Gene Ontology annotation, cellular component: recycling endosome.